AUGGCGAUUAACGUAUCGUAUAUAGGAGUAGGUAUGGCUGUCGUUUCGGUGAUAACAGCUAUGACUCCUGUGCCAGUAUCACCGUACCAAUGUGAAAGUGACAGCGAUUGUAAUCCUGAUCAGUGCUGCUCCAAGAUUCCUAGGAUUAUGGCCGUGAGCAGACGACAGCUAGCUCCGAUCCCAGAUCUUCAGUACAUAGUCAGAUCGUCUUGCAAGCCGUACAUACCAACCAACGGAUCAUGUGUAAAUGUGAUCAAAGUUAAUGGUGACUGCGGCUGCGCACCAGACCAUACCUGUAAACACUUUCCGGAGCUAGAUCAACUUAACCCUUUCCCUGGAAAACGUGACUUCUUUCCAGGGAAUCCCCUGUCAUAUCAAUGUGUUAUGAAGACCGUUUGA
Ylistrum balloti is the source of this 399-nucleotide messenger RNA. RefSeq lists its product as uncharacterized. The coding region runs from base 1 to 399 and encodes 132 amino acids. The transcript is spliced from 3 exons. The record is from RefSeq and is a predicted model, not a curated record. NCBI's taxonomy places the organism in Eukaryota, Metazoa, Mollusca, Bivalvia, Pectinida, Pectinidae.